AUGCCGGGCGUCGUCGAAACGCUUGCUAGCUCGGCGGCGGCGCCGUUCAGACGGGAAUUUAGUGUCGGACAGCAGAAGGUCGAACUGGAUAUUGAUUUUGCGAACAAGAGUUUGAAAGGGAGCACCGAAAUCACCGUCUAUCCAAGUCGCAUCGACCUUAAAACGAUCCAGCUGAACUUUCGCCAGGGCGAGAUCAAGCGCCUGACCGUCAACGGCAAAGCCGCAACAUCGAAAUAUGCCGACCCCUACGAGAGCCUUCAUCUGUACGGACCUCAGUAUCAUGAGCGUUUGACCCGAAAAAUCGACGGCCUUUUGAAAACUCCACCGGACCCCCAGCUCGAAAUCUCGAUCCCGAAGAGCGUACAUAUCAGAGAGUUGGAUUCGCGUUCUGCGGAGGCGCGAGAGCGUGUUGCAUUACAGGGCGCUGGGGGAGAUGUUGACGGACCAUCCGGGGCCAGGGCGCCAGAGAGCAACCUGCCUCAAUUCACCGCCGUCACUGUCCACAUAGAAUUCGCGAUUGAUCGCGUCCGAGAUGGCCUGCAAUUCGCUGGUGUCGAUAGCGGGGAUCGUCGGUAUCCACAUGCAUUUACCACUAACUCCCCGGAGUCGAGCCUUGGGUGUCCGCUGUUCCCUUGCGUGGAUGAUCCGUCAUCGCGCUGUGUUUGGGAGAUCUCGAUAUCCUGCCCUUCGUCGCUGGGCGAUAUCUUUGACCGCAAGGCUGUCGGUUCCAGCUCAUCCCGCUCGAAGACCCAGAAUCGGUACAUCUCCGCUGAUGAUGAGGGUUUGGAUAUGUCUGUGGUGUGCUCCGGUGAACUGACGGACGAUAUCACCGACCCUAAAGACCCGACGAGGAAGACUGUGUCGUUCGCAUGCUAUACUCCUCUGUCCGCCCAGCAGAUAGGCUUUGCCGUUGGACCUUUCGAGUAUGUCAACCUUGCAGACUUCCGCGAGAGUGACCAGGAUGAACAAUUGGGACAGAACGCAAUACCUGUUCAUGCAUUCUGUCUCCCAGGAAGAGGCGAUGAAGUACAAAACACUGGCUUCCCCAUGGCUCAGGCGAUUGACUUCUUUUCUCUAUCUUACGGUUCAUAUCCGUUUUCCAGCUACAAGAUUUGCUUUGUAGACGACCUCGCGACGGAAACGUUGCCCACAGCAGGAAUGUCAAUCUGCAGCAGCCAUCUCCUCUUUCCCGCCGACAUAAUCGACGUCAUGUACGAUUCAACCCGUGCGCUCGUUCAUGCUCUGGCAUGCCAAUGGAGUGGCAUCAACAUUAUCCCCAAUGAGCCCGCCGACACCUGGGUCACGGUGGGUGUUGCAUGGUUUGUGACAGAUACAUUCAUGAAGAAGCUGUGCGGCAAUAAUGAAUACCGAUAUCGACUCAAGCAGAUGUCCGACAGGAUUUGCGAGUUGGACUACGAGCGCCCCUCAAUUUACGACAUGGGAAAUUUCCUGAAGAUCGACCCAUCGGAAUAUCGAUUUAUUGCUCUGAAAGCACCCUUGGUUCUUUUUAUUCUUGAUCGUCGUCUUACUAAGGCAAGCGGAAAGGCCACUAUGUCUCGCAUUAUCUCGAGACUUUUCCUCAACUCGCGCAUGGGUGACAUUCCCAACGGCGCAGUGACUUCGUCUAUGUUUCAAAGGUUGUGUGAGCGAUUCGGCCACGCCAAGUUGGACAUCUUCUUCCAGCAAUGGGUUUACGGUGCAGGGUGCCCGCGCUUCCAAGCCACACAGCGAUUCAACAAGAAGAAGCUAGUGGUUGAAAUGAUGAUUAGACAGGUCCAAGCCGACCAACCAUCCGCCCGGGAUCUUGAUAAGAAUGCCUUCUUGCGCGAUGUCAAGGAAGAGGUUCGCCAUGUCUACGCGGGAGCCAUUCAGCCAGUCUUCACCGGAUCUAUGACUAUUCGAAUUCACGAAGCUGACGGUACCCCGUACGAGCACAUUGUCGAGAUCAAGGAGGGCGUGACAAAAUUUGACAUCCCGUAUAACACAAAAUACAAGCGACUCAAGCGCAACAAGAAACAACGGGAGCGUGCAGUUGCCUCUGGCGAUGCUGAGACGCAGGAAGAAAUUCUGCUGUACUGCCUUGGGGACGUUCUUCAGACAGAGGAGGAGGCGCAAGCCUGGCGCUUGGCUGAUUGGACCAAGGAAGAUGAAGAACGAAUGGGGCAGGAAUCAUACGAAUGGAUCCGCAUGGAUGCAGACUUCGAGUGGCUGUGCAGACUGUCCCUUGGUAUGCCUGGCUACAUGUAUCUUUCGCAGCUCCAGCAAGACCGAGAUGUCGUUGCCCAGCUCGACUCCCUUCAGUACAUGGCCGCUCAGCGAGAACAUCCUUUGAUCUCGACUAUUUUUGUUCGGACUCUCAUGGACAGCCGAUACUUCCACGGCAUUCGCGUCACGGCGGCGAGGGCGCUGAUCAAACACGCAAAGGAUGAGGUGGAUUGGAUCGGGCUAUACCAUCUUGAAACAGCAUUCCAGGAGUUAUUUUGUCUUCCCGGAUCACCCAUGACACGUUCGAAUGACUUCUCGGAUCGGGCGGCGUAUAUCCUCCAGCAAGUAAUUCCGGACGCGAUCUCACAAGUUCGUGACAACAGCGGCAAGACUCCUUUGCGGGUAAAACGGUUCCUGUUUGACAAGCUCAAAUUCAAUGACAACUCGAACAAUGAGUACUCUGACAAUUUCUAUGUGGCCUCUCUAAUGCGCUCGCUCUGUCAUGCGAUGCUAGGAAGAGGUGAGGCCCGACCCGAGGAUGAGUUGUCCCAUUUUGAUAUGGAACGCGUGAUCGAGGCUCAGGCCGAAGAAGAAUUGGAAAAGGAUGCCAUCGCCGAGUUUGAUCGCUAUCGAAGAAUGGAUGAAUGGUCGAGUUCUUUCCAGAACCUAUACGCGCGAGCAGCAUUGCACUGCCAAACGCAGUUGAUGCAGGCCAAGAUUCUCGAUGUUGAUCUAAUGCGUUUCAUUCCUUAUACUCGCCCCGGAACCUAUGAUCUCCUUCGCAUACAGGCAUUUGAAAGCCUCGUUGAUCUUGACAUCGCUCAAUACCCCGAUCUCUUCCGCUGGCUCAUCUUCACCAUGACGACUGAUUCCUCUGCUUAUGUUCGGCAUCAUUGCCAACGGUUGUUUGGACGAGCAUUGGCGCAGGUCGCCUUUGGCCGGCCCCAGCAGGUUGAACCCGUUCAGACUGGUGGCUUGAUUAUCGAGCAGGAGUCAUCCACCGAGGUCCGCCAAGCCGAUAUUGCGCGCCGACAAACGGUGCCUGGUGCGAUUGAAGCUCUGAAGAGGGAGAUCUCCGGAGACUCGUCCCUUCGCGACUACAUGUGGGCUGCCUGCAACUCGACGGUCAUUGGAGUGUACGAGCUAUCCGAGCUCACCGAUGUGUGCAGCAUCCUUUUCGACCCCGUCACGUCAAAGAUCGCAAGAUUGCAGUACCCUCGCUACUGGAAAGUACAGAACAUGGGCCAUGGUCAAUUACGAUUCUAUAAGUCCAGCCGUGUCCGGACCAGCCUGGGUCCCUCAAAAGACAGCGCCAAACGCAAGCGCGAUGAACAGGCAAUGCAACCACCCGCUCCGCGUAUCACUUUCAAGCAGUCCAAGACCAGUGUCGUCGCCCCCAGCACCCCAACCACUCCAUCCACGCUCGCGAAAAUCUCCAUUCCUGUCCCUCCGCCCAGCAUCCCUUACCCGGCCGCGAGCACACCCGCCGCAACUACUCCGUCCACGCCAGCAAGUGGGGGUGGGCUCAAGCUGAAGCUCAAGCUUGGACAGAAAAAAUAA
Molecule: messenger RNA, 3765 nt
Organism: Penicillium canariense
Lineage: Eukaryota; Fungi; Ascomycota; Eurotiomycetes; Eurotiales; Aspergillaceae
Product: transcription initiation factor TFIID subunit TAF2
Exons: 2
Coding region: 1-3765 (1254 amino acids)
Biological process (GO): transcription initiation at RNA polymerase II promoter
Cellular component (GO): transcription factor TFIID complex
Molecular function (GO): RNA polymerase II general transcription initiation factor activity; transcription cis-regulatory region binding; chromatin binding
Source: RefSeq, a predicted model, not a curated record